AUGUCGCGAAUCAUGAGAAUAGAUGAGAAUCACGCCGCAGCGAACAUGAAUGAAGGAAUGAAGAAGGCGACGGUUGUUAGGCGCCCUGUUCUGGGAGAGCUUGGCAACAAAGUAUUUCGGAAUGCCUCACACGAACUGGUGGGCAAAGCUGGCGAAAAGGGAAUGGCUUUGAAGGGUUCCAAUAUGACUUUGAAAAACAUCAAGCCACGCGUAGAUACUCGCUGGAAGAAGGCGGAAAAUGUGGUGGUCGCCGCGAUCGCCAAAAAGCCCGUGACAAGGUCUGAUUCGUUGAAAUCUACGACCGAAGGAAAACUCCGACCCAACGCCGUCGUGAAACAGGAGCCAGCUGUUCAUGAUGCUGUGAAAGUAAACGUGCAAUUGAAUAAGGGACAUGAAAUGAAGUUUGUAACCCUGAAGCGCGAAGACAGUCAGUUAUCGUUGCGCUCGUUAGCUAAACAAACGCGAAAGAUUAAGCAAAAAUCUACCUCGACCAGCUCCGCAUCAUCAUCGGACGAAAGUGAAAUCAUCGUCAAAACAAAGAGUCCUGAAAAACUAGACAAUCAUUCACAGAGCUUGCUGCAAAGUAUUGAAAACAUUGACGCGAACGAUGCGUGGAAUCCGAUGCUGGUAUCGGAGUACGUUAACGACAUAUACAAGUAUUUGAACAAGCUAGAAAGCAGCCCAGGAUAUGCGUUGUGCGAAAAUUUCCUCGAUGGUCAAAAGGAGAUCACACACAAGAUGCGAACGAUUCUGAUUGACUGGAUGAACGAAGUACACCAUCAGUUCAAGCUCGACAUCGACACAUACCAUAUGACAGUGUCACUUAUUGACCGUUAUUUACAGAAGGUGAAGACUGUUCCGAAGAAAAAGCUUCAACUAGUCGGCGUGACCGCGAUGUUUAUCGCCUCAAAGUAUGAGGAAUUGUUUCCUCCCGAAAUUCAUGAUUUUGUGUUCAUCACCGAUGAUACUUACCAAAAGCAUCAAAUUCUGGAAAUGGAAAUUGAGAUGGUGAAAACGUUGGAAUUCAAUAUGGGCAAACCACUUCCCACCCACUUUUUGCGUCGCUUCUCAAAGGCUGCCAAAGCGUCGGAUGUAAACCAUGUGCUGGCGAAAUACCUCAUAGAGCUUGCGAGCGUUGACUACAGCACUGCACAUUACAAACCCUCAGAGAUUGCAGCCGCUGCCCUAUACAUAUCAUUGUAUCUGUUCCCUUUGUCAUCGCACGGUCGAAAUGAGUCGGGAGGACGAAUUUGGACCACUACCUUAGAACACUAUACAAACUAUAGUGUAAAAGAGUUGGCACCAAUUGUCCAACGGCUUGCAAAAGUAAUCAAGAACGUUCCCAAAAUGAUGGAAAAGAAAAUCAAAUCUCCGUGGGUGAAGUAUUCAUCUUCUAAGCUCCAAUGCAUAUCGACACACUCGAAGCUCAAGGGACCAGAAAUUGAUAUUUUAAUUCAAAGUAAACUACUUGAUUAG
Molecule: messenger RNA, 1476 nt
Organism: Anopheles nili
Lineage: Eukaryota; Metazoa; Arthropoda; Insecta; Diptera; Culicidae
Product: G2/mitotic-specific cyclin-B-like
Exons: 6
Coding region: 1-1476 (491 amino acids)
Biological process (GO): mitotic cell cycle phase transition; regulation of cyclin-dependent protein serine/threonine kinase activity
Cellular component (GO): cyclin-dependent protein kinase holoenzyme complex; cytoplasm; nucleus
Molecular function (GO): cyclin-dependent protein serine/threonine kinase regulator activity
Source: RefSeq, a predicted model, not a curated record